AAUAUUUAAAAGAAUAUUAAAAUCUAACAAGAUAGCAAAUUAAAAAUCGUUUCUUUUCAUUCAAAAUACUUCAUAAUAUAUAAACCAAAAAUUAUAAUAGAUUUUUUUAGUAUUAUCUUUAGUAACUAGGCGAUAAAUCAUAUAAAUUAAUAUACUCAGUUAAUUCUAAAAAUAAAUAAAUAGAUUAAAUUAAUUGUUAGGGUAGCACUAGGAAUGAAUGCAUCAUAAAUAUAGAAAAAGUAUGAGCUCUAAAAACAAAAAAUUCAAGAGCUCGUCUUUUAAAUUGAAAAGGAGUAUAAGGAAUCCAGCCAGCUUAACUAUGAAAGAUAAAAGGAGUAGGAAGAUCGCGAAAAUGAAAUGGAAAGAAUUAAGAAUAAGCUGUAAAUGAUAAAAAGCUAAAAUGAAGAAUUACAAAUGUCUGCAAAUGAAUCUUUUUUAAGAAACAGCUAUUUACAAAAGUAGAUUGAAGAGUCUGAGUCAGAGUAGCAAUAAAAUAUGCUCAUAAUUUAGUAGAUGAAUAGAAAACUAAAUUAUUUGCAAGACAUUAAAAAGAACUUAGAAAAUAUGAACAACAUUCACUCCAAUAGCUUGGAGAAUGCUAGUUUAAUGGAAUAAACAAACGAAGAUUAUAAAAAGCAAAUGGAACAAAAUAAUAUAAAAAUUUAAAAGAUAGAUACUGAAAUACAGUUUUCUAAAGAAAGAUUGGAGGCUUUGCUGAAGAAAUAUUAGCAAUUAAAAAUGAAUGAAAAGAAUAUUAAGGAACUUUAGCAGUGUUUGGAUAAAGAAAAGAGUAAAUAUAAUAAGCAAGUUUAAAAUCUCUCUGUGUAGAAUUCUAUGCUAUAAAGCUAGGUAAAAGAAAUGCAAGCUAGCUAUUGUUAGGUAAAGUAAGAUGUCAAAGCAAAUAAGGAGCCUCGAAAGUAGCACACACUUGCUCAAAUUGCAUAAAUUUUAACUCCUGAAGACUUUGAUCGUAAGCCUAAAUAUAAUUAAGAGUUAUCAGAAACAUCUUGCAAGACCUUUCAUCUUUUUCAAGAGAGUUCUUUUAUGAAUAAAAUUAAGGUGUCUGAUUUCAACUCUAAUAAUAUUCCUGAUAAUGAAAGUGACUCUAGGUCAUUUAUUUCACUCAAAUAUUCAUAAUAGCCAUAAUAAUAAACAUCUAAUUUGGCUAUGUCUAACAAGAAUCCUUUCAACCAAAAUGAUAACUCAUUGAAUAAUUCCAAUUAGAAAAGCUUAAGCAAUUUAAAUUUACAAAGCAUUAACAUUUCAAAUAAAUAGAAUGUGAGUAAUUCAAAUUUAUUAAAUGAGUAAAAUUCCAAAGAUAAAAAUUAGUUCAAUAAAUAAAAAGAACAACCUUAGAUUCAAAAAUAAUACCUGUCUGAUAAUAAUAAGUAUCCGUAAUCAUAAAUUAGCUAGUAAGGUUAAGGAUAAAGUUAGUUGUAAUAAUAAAGAAACGAAAAUGGUAAAUCAUAAUAUAAUUAGCAAUAGACUUUAGGAAAGAGCUAAUAAAGUCCUCUUUAUUCUUAAACAUAAUAAGAAUUUAAUUAAUAAAAUUUGAUUUAGUAAAAGUUAAAUGUCUAGUAGAAGUCAUAAUAGUAACCAGAAUAUUUGUAAUAAAAACAGUAAGUUUAACAAUAAUAAUCUUUUUAGACUUAAAAGUAAUUUCAAGAGCUUCCUCCAAAGCACCAAGCUCCAAACAAAUAGCAAAUAAUAUAAUAAAUCAAUAAAAAUAUAUAAAGAAACAGAGCAAUUACUACUUAUUAAAACGAAGAGCCUCAAUCAUUAAAUCCUUUAUAAAAAUAUGAAUCAAGCUCUAAAUAUUAGAAGGGCCUUUAAACUAUCUAUGAAAGCUAGAAUAUUCAUGAAAAGCCAGAGAGUUUAGAGGACACUCCUAAAAAAGUUAAAUAAUUUAAUAAUUCAUCAGAAGUUACUUAAAGAAUGAGAUGUGCUGCAUCACUUUAAGGUUCUUCAAAUAUUAGUAAUACCAAGUCAGGUUAUAACUCAGAUGUUAAGGAAAGAAAAUCAAAAGCUAUUCAUAGCAGGCAGAAGUCGAAUUCGAUCUACUCAAGUUUAAUUAUAGGAGCAGGAGUUGUGGCUGCUAGCUUCGUUUACUAUAAACUAGCUCCUAAAAAGUAAUGA
Tetrahymena thermophila SB210 is the source of this 2136-nucleotide messenger RNA. RefSeq names its product transmembrane protein, putative. The transcript has a single exon. The record is from RefSeq and is a predicted model, not a curated record. Lineage: Eukaryota; Ciliophora; Oligohymenophorea; Hymenostomatida; Tetrahymenidae.